Molecule: messenger RNA, 4661 nt
Organism: Chelonoidis abingdonii (Abingdon island giant tortoise)
Lineage: Eukaryota; Metazoa; Chordata; Testudines; Testudinidae
Source: RefSeq, a predicted model, not a curated record
AUGUUCAUAUCAUCCUACCUCAAGCUGAAUUCAGAUGAUCUGCUAACUGGAGAUGAAUGGGCUUGCACGUGCAGUGGACAUGCAAAUAUUUGUCACAUGCAAACAGGAAAAUGUUUUUGUGCAACUAAAGGAAUCAAAGGAGACCAAUGUCAACUCUGUGACUCUGAAAACAGGUACCUCGGAAAUCCACUCAGGGGAACGUGUUACUACAGCCUUUUGAUUGACUACCAGUUUACCUUCAGCUUAUUACAAGAAGAUGAUCGCCACUUCACUGCCAUAAACUUUAUAGCAAACCCUGAACAGUCAAACAAAAAUUUGGAUAUAUCAAUUAAUGCUUCAAACAACUUUAACCUCAAUAUUACAUGGUCUAUUGGUUCUACAGCAGGAACAAUAUCUGGAGAAGAGAUUCCUGUUGUUUCCAAGACUAAUAUCAAGGAAUUUACAGAUAGCUUUUCUUAUGAAAAAUUCAACUUUCGGAGUAACCCAAACAUCACCUUCUAUGUGUAUGUCAGCAAUUUUUCGUGGCCAAUCAAAAUACAGGUUUCGUUUUCACAGCACAACACCAUCAUGGAUCUCGUGCAGUUCUUUGUCACCUUCUUCAGUUGUUUUUUGUCCUUACUGCUGGUGGCUGCUGUCGUUUGGAAGAUCAAACAAACCUGUUGGGCUUCUCGACGGAGAGAGCAACUUAUGCGGGAGCGACAGCAGAUGGCCAGCCGUCCCUUUGCUUCUGUCGAUGUAGCACUGGAAGUAGGAGCUGAGCAAACAGACUUUCUACGAGGGCCAUUAGAGGGCUCUCCUAAACCAAUUGCCAUUGAGCCUUGUUCAGGAAACAAAGCAGCAGUCCUUACUGUAUUUUUAUGUCUACCGAGAGGAUCGUCAGGAGUCCCACCCCCUGGUCAAUCAGGUCUUGCAAUUGCAAGUGCAUUGAUAGACAUUUCCCAACAGAAGCCUGCAGACUGUAAAGAUAAGAGUUCAGGGGUCAGAAAUCGAAAGCAUCAUCUUUCAACACGUCAAGGAACUUGUGUGUGAGGUCCAGAAAAUGCACUUGUACAGUCUGUAAUGUUUUCCUUUUAAAUGGCUUCCAUUGAAAGCUAUACUACAGCCUCAGUUUUUCUGGAGGCAGACCUAUGGAUUAUGAUGAUGAAGAUGAUGAUGAUAAGUAAUGCGUUCUAUUAUAUUCACACUUGCAGCCUGCUAUUCCCCACAGCAGAACAAUCUUAUGGCAAAUAUAAGUCUAUUUGAUGAGUUUGUUUAGAAAUAAAUGAAAUACUUGUCUCAAUGCUGAGUAUUUAUUGGGGUGGGUUGGGCAUUGAGUACAUCUAGGAAAGACUACACAUUGUUUUGUAAUGUAGAAGGAAAUUGUAUAAUUGAAAACUAAACUAUUCACAGGACACUAAAAGACAUUUUUGUAGAGCUUAGUGUAAUGAUGAGAAUUGUACGGUUUUCUUCUCUUAAUUGGUGUUAAAAUACCCUACAGAAAGCGGGAACUGAAGAUGCUGAUGUGGAUUUAAGGGUUAUUUUAUCAUUGCCCAAAUCUGAAGGUAGAUUUUGAAUUAAGCCGUAUGUAGGUGUAGCCAAGCAAAAGAGCAAAGAUAUAUUUUGAUGAUCGUAUCAUAUUAAAAACCUGAUUAAAGCAUAUCAUGUUUUUUUUUUACCUUCUGAAAGGCCCUGACAUACAAUCUGGGAUACAUCAGGAUGAUGGGUGGAUUUCAGUAUUUCACUUCAUAAGAAGUUCAUUAGAAUUCUGACCGACAUGUAUUGUAAAGAGUAUAUGUUGGUCUUCCAUACCAACUAAUUAUCAUAGCUGAUUGAGCAUGGAAAAUUCUAUCCUUUCCGAAAGCUAUCUCCAAGAUUUCAAGCCUAAGGAGAGUUUAACUUACUGUUACUUUGAAGUAGUAUACCUGCUUCUGCUUCAAUACUGUAAUAUUCUAAAGUGACUGUAAAUCAUUGUCCUCACCUCCCAGCAAAUAGGUUGCACCUCAAAUAGCACAUGGACCCAUCCAUAAUAACAGUAAAUAAUAAAUUAUGAUCUUCCCCUGACCUUCCUUUUCCAGCUGCAGAAUUUCAUCUGAUCUUCACUCUCAUCCUUUUUAAAGAAAUAUCCUGCAUACAAAAUUCAUAUAAUAAACUUCCAAAAGCCAGCUUGAUUCCAACAGUGGUUCUGAUAUCAUCCAUCCAAUAUGGGACCUCACCAAAUCAAUGCUCAACAACAACAAAAAAGCUAACAGAAAAGCAUCCUCUCUAGUAGGCAUUAGUCUAACAAGCUUUGAGGAACUUGUUCACCAUUGUAAAAACUCCAGUAAACAGCUUCAUAUGGCCCACCUCGCUGUAUUUUCGGUUAGUUAUAAUUCUGAAAUACAGCAAAAGAAAAAGAGACUGUUAAAGGGGGGAAGUAGCAGAUGGGUCUUAUUCUCAUUUAUGCAUUAAACGUUGAUGAUGGUUUAUGUGAAACCAAUAGUUUUGUUAGCUCUUGCUCAGAAGUGAAGUUUAUCACCUCCACGGUUGCCAAGGUGCUAAUGUAGGAGACAGCCACAGAGGUAUAAAUGCCUCUUGUAUAUGAUAGAGUUUUGGUAAAUAUGAAAGAUAUAAAAAUAUAAUUGAUGUUUACUACUAUAGCUGUAUUUUUCAUUUUCUUUUUUAUUUCAGGAAGGUGAUGACAUUUUACUGUUUGCAGUUGACUACAUAGUUACUUGCAUGCCAUGGUGGUGCAGUUGCAGUAAUAAAGCCCUGUUGUGAGUUGAUAGUGUUUAUUUUGUAAUGCCAUUCAUACAGAAAACUAUUCCACUUAAUUUGGAUGAAGACUGAAUGUAAAAAUUAAAUAAAUAUUAAAAACAAUGGUUGUAUAGGAUUAUUAGGUUGCAUUUUACCAUGACUGCUUUAUUAUUUUGACAAAUUGUGCAUUUAUGAAUUAUGCUAUAAUUAUUCCUUAGCUGGCAUGAUUGUUUCAGUAUUUUCCUAUCUUAAAAUAUGACUGAUUCUUAAGCUAAAAUAAUGCCAUUAUGAUAUUGUGUUUUUAUUGACUAUCCUUAUUUCUUAAAACCUAAGAUUCAUUUUGAAAGAUUCUUUUGUGAAUUUUCAGUCAAUGCUACUUAAAACCUGGAAAAAAGAGUCUUCUGAAAAUAGCUCCUUCUGUCAGUUUUUAUGCGGAACUGCUUGAGGGAAAAUAAGCCAGUAGAACUGGUAUGCAUAGUGAAUUAGCCAUUCAAAAAGAAAGGAAAAAUAAACCACUUGUCUGGAAUUUUUCCCUAAUUCUGUAAUAUCUUUCUGUUGAAACAUUACACAUGAAACAUAUACAUUUCUUUGUGUGUACCUGAGACCCAUGGUACACAGGGCAUGUAUUCUACAGAGCGAUUUCUCUGUCUGAAAUCCCCAAGUGGGAAUUGCAUCUACCUGUAGUAACCUGGAGUUUGAUGUUACUUGAAAAGUAAAUUUAAGUUUAAAUGAAUUAUGAUGUUUAUUGUAGCACUUGAGAUGGGCAGAUAUUCAUUAGGCAUUUUAUAAAGUUAUCAGUUAAAAACAUGUUGUUUUUAUUGUUCAGGUAAGGUAUCAGUGUCAUGGGGUCAUUCAACAUGUGCAUUAUAUUCAGAGUAUUUUUUCUACCACUUCCAUGAUCAUUCUUCUCCCAGGCUCCCUGCAUACAAAUUAGUAAAAGUAAAUGCAUUAAAGAGAAAUAUUAAUGUAAUGGUCACCAUUAAAUGGAAGUUUGCAACAGGAAUCAAACCACAUUAUCUGUGUAACUGUGGUUACUUUGUUUUAGGUCUAUGAAAAUACUGAUGUAUCUCAGUGCCACACUGUGCCAGUUAUUGGCAAAUACUGACUCUUAACGGUGACCACUGUACACUAGGUGACAGAUAUUCUCAUUUGCUUUAUGCUCAAGAAUGUUCAGUGCUUUGCUCCCAGAAUAUUUUUGAACUCUUGAUCAAAUUCAGAAAAUGUUGAUUGACCCUUUGUAACUUUAGUGUGAUUUAUGUUGGACUAAGAAUACCAAGCUAAAAAUUGAUCUGAAUAGUGGCCCUGUGGUGAAAUUCUGACCAUCAGGAUUCGAUAUCUGUAUAUAUUUUCUUUGCAAACCAGUCAUUGAUACUUCUAGGGGGAAAUUCACAGCUAUAAAUUACUGUUCAAAGCAAAGUAACAGAUAUAUUGCAUACUGUGGCAUGGGUGAACCAAUCUCUCCAUUUCUCAUGUGUGUGUGGGUACCCUCUCAUGAAGCUACUUGAAUAUAGUCUGUGUAAAUAAGUUACACUUCAGAAUGCAAUGAGUUCUAGUAAUUAUAUUUCUUUGUAAGAGACAGAUUUAUAUCUUUAACUGGGCAAGUUCAGAUUUAGAUCUGACUGCAUUUUUUUUCACAGUGGGGCCCUCUAUUUAUAUAGUAGAACCAAAAAUGUAGAACAUUGGAAAAGUUUGGAUCUUGAUAUAUAGAGUCUGAUGUAUAAAAUCAGCAGCAAUGAUUAAUUUUCCAAACAAUUUACACUGUAGGUCUGGAAUCCUGAGGGUAAGAAUUUUGGGAUCACUUUAACAAUGGUUCAAUUUUUAAGCCUAAUAACUUUGACAGUAUUCCUUUAGAUUAUACGGUCAGUAUGUAUUUAAUUUGAUUACCAGUUGUUGUUUUUUUAAAACCACCUGAAGGGUUUCUGGACAAUAAAGGUAAAGUCUCUGUUAAA